Messenger RNA from Penicillium waksmanii, 345 nucleotides. RefSeq lists its product as uncharacterized. The transcript has 3 exons. The coding region runs from base 1 to 345 and encodes 114 amino acids. NCBI's taxonomy places the organism in Eukaryota, Fungi, Ascomycota, Eurotiomycetes, Eurotiales, Aspergillaceae. The record is from RefSeq and is a predicted model, not a curated record.
AUGGCCAAACGCAAAGCAGCCACCAGCCAGAGAAACAGAGCAAAAGCCCAGCCCAAAACGGCGCAUGCCCCGGUUGCAAAUUGUGUGGUAACAGCCCCAGACAAGCAAAAGAAAGAGCGCUUUGGUCGAUUCAAAAAUGGCACCGAUGACCAUAUCACAAUCGGGAAGAGCAAAGAGGCAAACCAGAUCUCAAUAAAGCAACGCGCGGUUGCCGAGGACGCAUUCAAAGACGACCAAUUGACCCUGACAUUGAGUAAGUGGUUUACGCCGGCGUCAUUAGUCUGCCAUGGAACAGGCGUCUCAUCCCGGUCAUCACUAGCAGACGCCUCUGGGGGACGAGCAUAA